GGUGGGUGGGACAUGGGCCCGGCAUGUGGCUUCAUGGGGAGUUGUGUCUGUGCGGGGGCUCAGACGGUGGGAGUAGAGCUGCAGUGAUGGCCCAGGUAAAGGUAGCAGGAGACGCAGUGAGGAGCCACCAGGACUGUGCCGAGGUUUACUCUGACAUGGCUACUGUCAGCUCCAGUGCAGAUAUAGGAGGGUCGGCGAGGAAGGUGUACGAGACCUCCAUGGGCGUCGGCCUCGGCAGGCGGAGCCGGGCCUACCCGUCGCCGGCCAGGAGACGACACCGCACCACCUUCAGCCACAAGCAGCUGGAGCAGCUGGAGGUGGCCUUUGGACAAAACCCGUAUCCUGACAUCUACUACAGAGAGGAGCUGGCUCGCAUCACCAAGCUCAACGAGGCCCGCAUUCAGGUUUGGUUUCAGAACAGAAGAGCCAAACAGCGGAAGCAGGAGCGGUCCUCCCACAAACUUCUCCCAGUGGGUGUGAUGCCGGGCCACAGGGCGCUGCUGGGCGGCAUGCACGUCCAGCCGCCCGGCAUGACUCGGCAGUACUACACCCAGCCGCUGGCUCAAUCCCCUGCCUCCCCCCCCAUGCUGUCCUCUGGGGCGUACUCCCGCCCCUCGGGCCCGGUGGGCUCGUGCCCCUGCCCCAGCGUCCCGCCACAGCCCGAGGACUGGUACAGCCCGCUGAGGAGCGGCCUCGCCUCGCCCAUGUUCUCUCUGGCCCCCAUGCAGCCUCUGGACCCCGCCUCGCACUGGAGCUAAGAGGAACAGAGGCCAAUUUAAAAAAAGAAAAUCGAGUGAUCAUGCACGGCCAAUUUGUCUUCCAUUCACACGCACAUUGGUACUCAUUUUGUGACU
Molecule: messenger RNA, 854 nt
Organism: Anarrhichthys ocellatus (wolf-eel)
Lineage: Eukaryota; Metazoa; Chordata; Actinopteri; Perciformes; Anarhichadidae
Gene: prop1
Product: PROP paired-like homeobox 1
Biological process (GO): regulation of DNA-templated transcription; pituitary gland development
Molecular function (GO): DNA-binding transcription factor activity, RNA polymerase II-specific; DNA binding
Source: RefSeq, a predicted model, not a curated record